This is a messenger RNA of Daldinia caldariorum, 2174 nucleotides long. Its product is annotated as NIF-domain-containing protein. NCBI's taxonomy places the organism in Eukaryota, Fungi, Ascomycota, Sordariomycetes, Xylariales, Hypoxylaceae. Gene Ontology annotation, molecular function: phosphoprotein phosphatase activity. The coding region runs from base 180 to 1703 and encodes 507 amino acids. The record is from RefSeq and is a predicted model, not a curated record. Gene Ontology annotation, cellular component: plasma membrane. The transcript has 3 exons.
UGAUCCACGCGAUUUUAUGCGCCGGUUCAUUUACCUCAUUCCUGAAAAAGAAAAGAAAAGAAAAGAAGAAGAGACCUGGAAGCAAGUUUUCAGCACAUCCCCAAAGCUGAUCUUACCUUUACAGGGCGAUAGCUUGCUGUUCCCUAUAAUUUGCAAGCAUCGACUUUUAAUUGGAAAAGAUGUCCAAAGGUGUUAACGAGAAAGCAUCGACGGAGCACGAAAACUCGAGGGAAAAAGAGACUGUCGCGGCCGAAGACGAAUUCGGUUCAAGAAAAGGACGUGGCCUCCUAAACGUACCGUCGAGAUCUUCAUCGCAAAAAAUACAGCCGUCGCCAGCAACAACGGGUCUGAGCGGGACAACUGCUGAGGAUCCACGAGAUAGUAUUGGUGGCAAUUCUAAGGAAUCAAAGCACAGUAUGCUUGGCCGGCGUCGGAACGGUAGUGCGUCCAGCAAUCACUCUGGGGCUGCCACGAAUCCUACGACUACACCAAACACAUCGCAACCAACAUCUCCAGCUGGGGCUCCGCAGCGGCGAAAAAAGGGCGGGCUACUGGCCCUUCUUGGAUGCUGUGUUGUCCCGAAUCAUGCCAACACGCUUGAAGGUGGUGAAGAUCCACUUCCUUCUCACAAACUCGAUAAGCUUCCUCAAAGACCACUGACAUCUAGCCGACGGACUACAACACCUUCGGAACAGACAGGCGGCAGUAAGACUCAAGUCUACGAGAAAGAGAAGGAGUCUUUGUCUCAAGCAAAUACUGGUGCCCAGGACGCAUCCAAGUCCGCGAAACGGGUUUCGGGCUCAACAGCUCAAGACCAGUCUACGGUCGGCGAACGUGAGAGCGAUUCGAAACAGACUACCCUGGUCGGUGUACCAGGUCCCAGCAUCACGGUUAACCCUCCGGUUGCAGAAGAUCAUGAAGCCGAAGCGGAUGCUGUCGAAGGGCCAUCCACCAGGGACGUUGACGGCGAUGUUGAGAUGGCAGAUACGGAACCAGCUGUAGCCGAGCCAGUUAAGCAACCUGGUACGGACGACGAAUCUCAAUAUGCGAAGGCAGUUCCGCCACCUCCUCCUGGACCGGUUCCCGUCGCCAAUACUGUCUCCGUUGCGCCAGAGGAGAAGCCAGUGGAUGGGGAAGACGGCGAACCGAAAUAUCUUCUACCACCUAUUGAACCGCAUCUUAAGGGCAGAAAGUGUCUCGUACUAGAUUUGGAUGAGACUUUGGUACAUAGCUCAUUUAAGAUACUGCACCAAGCUGAUUUCACGAUACCAGUUGAAAUAGAAGGCAACUAUCACAACGUGUAUGUCAUCAAGCGACCGGGUGUAGACCAGUUCAUGAAGCGCGUGGGCGAGCUCUACGAAGUUGUAGUGUUCACAGCCUCCGUUUCUAAGUACGGCGACCCGUUGCUGGACCAGCUCGACAUUCACAAGGUUGUCCACCACCGGCUGUUCCGAGAAAGCUGCUAUAAUCACCAAGGAAAUUACGUCAAGGACCUGUCUCAGGUGGGCAGGGACCUUAAGGACACCAUUAUCAUUGACAACUCGCCCACCUCAUAUAUCUUCCACCCCCAACACGCCGUACCUAUCAGCAGUUGGUUUUCGGACGCUCACGACAAUGAAUUAUUAGACUUGAUACCCGUUCUCGAGGACCUGGCUGGGCCUAAUGUUCAGGACGUCAGCCUAGUUCUCGAUGUCACUCUUUAAACUUCAAUUAAUUUCUAUUCUAUGAGAAGAGCAAUCGAACCAAACACUUCCCAGGGUAGCUACCAUAGCGGCGGGCGUUCGGUGACAAUAACUUCGAUUUUUUUGGUGUAUAUGUACUGUUUAAUCUUAUAUACCGAGUUUGGCCGCGUGGGCUCGCGCCGCCCUUCUUCUGCCUCCUUUCUUCAAUCCUGAGGACGAACCCGAAGUUGAUCAGCUACAUGAAUGCAAACUUGUUCUGAUAAGAGGAGCUUGCCAUUUCGAGAUACAGCGAGAACGCGAAUGGGCUGGAUGAGAUCCCGGGUUAGCACAUAGGUGUCAUAAAAUAUUGGUACAUGAAAAGAGGAGGCAUUUUUCUUUCAGCGGCCUACGUCUUGCUCGGGUAGAGUUGAGUGAUGCGGCUACCGCCGUCUUCAAGCGAUACACAUUAUUCUUUUUCUGUUUCUUUUGUUGAUAUUCUUUUUAUCGUUACCG